This is a messenger RNA of Lemur catta (Ring-tailed lemur), 1834 nucleotides long. It is a transcript of the gene SHMT1, whose product is annotated as serine hydroxymethyltransferase 1. Gene Ontology annotation, molecular function: protein homodimerization activity; mRNA 5'-UTR binding; glycine hydroxymethyltransferase activity. The coding region runs from base 165 to 1616 and encodes 483 amino acids. Gene Ontology annotation, cellular component: nucleus; cytosol; cytoplasm. The transcript has 12 exons. Lineage: Eukaryota; Metazoa; Chordata; Mammalia; Primates; Lemuridae. The record is from RefSeq and is a predicted model, not a curated record. Gene Ontology annotation, biological process: purine nucleobase biosynthetic process; folic acid metabolic process; protein homotetramerization.
GAGUGGGCGCGAGCUGGCGCGCGCCAAGUUUGGGGUUCUGGGUUGCCGCGGUGGGUCACGCGGCUGGCGCGUGUCGGUUGUUCCCAGUGUCCGGGAGUCUGAUGGGACUGAGGCGUCGCUAGCUGCGUUCACGGGGCCCUUUCCGGCACCUUUGAACCAGUGCAAUGGCAACUCCAGUCAACGGGGCCCACAAGGAUGCUGACCUGUGGUCCUCACAUGAUAAGAUGUUGGCGCAGCCCCUCAAGGACAGCGACAUUGAGGUUUACAACAUCAUUAAGAAGGAAAGUAACCGGCAGAGGGUCGGAUUGGAGCUGAUCGCCUCAGAGAAUUUCACCAGCCGAGCAGUUUUGGAGGCCCUGGGCUCUUGCUUAAAUAACAAAUAUUCUGAGGGGUACCCGGGCCAGAGAUACUACGGUGGGACUGAGUUUAUCGACGAGCUGGAGACACUCUGUCAGAAGCGAGCGCUGCAGGCCUAUAAUCUGGACCCACGGUGCUGGGGAGUCAAUGUCCAGCCCUACUCAGGCUCCCCUGCAAAUUUUGCAGUGUACACUGCCCUGGUGGAACCCCAUGGGCGCAUCAUGGGCCUGGACCUGCCUGAUGGGGGCCACCUGACCCAUGGGUUCAUGACAGACAAGAAGAAAAUCUCUGCCACAUCCAUCUUCUUUGAAUCAAUGCCCUAUAAGGUGAACCCAGACACUGGCUACAUCAACUAUGACCAGCUGGAGGAGAACGCCCGCCUCUUCCACCCAAAGCUGAUCAUCGCAGGAACCAGCUGCUACUCCCGAAACCUGGACUACGCACGUUUGCGGAAGAUUGCAGAUGAGAAUGGGGCGUAUCUCAUGGCGGAUAUGGCACACAUCAGUGGGCUGGUGGCGGCUGGUGUGGUGCCGUCCCCUUUUGAACACUGCCACGUGGUGACCACCACAACCCACAAGACCUUGAGAGGCUGCCGAGCUGGCAUGAUCUACUACAGGAGAGGAGUGCACAGUGUGGAUCCCAAGACUGGCAAGGAGAUUCUAUACAACCUGGAGUCACUCAUCAACUCUGCCGUGUUCCCAGGCCUGCAGGGAGGGCCCCACAACCACGCCAUUGCUGGUGUUGCUGUGGCCUUGAAGCAAACCAUGACUCCAGAAUUUAAAGUCUAUCAGCACCAGGUGGUGGCCAACUGCAGGGCUCUGUCUGAGGCCCUGAAGGAGCUGGGCUACAAAAUUGUAACAGGUGGUUCUGACAACCAUUUGAUCCUCGUGGAUCUCCGUUCCAAAGGUACAGAUGGCGGAAGGGCUGAGAAGGUGCUAGAAGCCUGUUCUAUUGCCUGCAACAAGAACACCUGCCCAGGUGACAGAAGUGCCCUGCGGCCCAGCGGACUGCGACUAGGGACCCCAGCACUGACAUCCCGAGGACUUACGGAAAAAGACUUCCAAAAAGUAGCCCACUUUAUUCACAGAGGGAUAGAGCUGACUCUGCAUAUCCAGGACGACAUCGGUGCGAGGGCCAGCCUGAAGGAGUUUAAGGAGAACCUGGCAGGGGAUAAGUACCAGAGCGCCGUGCGGGCUCUCCGGGAGGAGGUCGAGAGCUUUGCUUCUGCCUUCCCUCUACCUGGCCUGCCCGACGUUUAACAGAGCCACCCGCUCUGCACCUGCCUGGCACUGUUGAGGAGGACCCAGAUUCCUUAGAGACAGAAGAGCUGCCCCAUAGGGGACCUGUGUAGUUUCUUUGUGUGCCCUUUGAGGGAGUGUAUUUUGGACUUUUUUCAUGUUUCUUCACAAAUCAAAAUUUAAGUUCCAUUGUUAGUAAUUCUGGUAUAGAUUAUUAAAAAAUUCAAAUUUUUGCCUCA